This is a messenger RNA of Ruditapes philippinarum (Manila clam), 1103 nucleotides long. Its product is annotated as solute carrier family 22 member 13-like. The record is from RefSeq and is a predicted model, not a curated record. Gene Ontology annotation, cellular component: membrane. Lineage: Eukaryota; Metazoa; Mollusca; Bivalvia; Venerida; Veneridae. Bases 3 to 1103 code for a protein of 366 amino acids. The transcript is spliced from 5 exons. Gene Ontology annotation, biological process: transmembrane transport. Gene Ontology annotation, molecular function: transmembrane transporter activity.
AAAUGUCGUCAUACAGUGUUCAGACUGAAAAUCUCAUUGAAGAAUUGGGUGGUUGCGGUCAUCUUCAAGUAUUGCUAUGUUUGUGCAUACACAGUUCAAACACGAUAAUAUUUUGGAGCAUAUUGGCAAUGUCUUUCUUUGGCUAUACCCCUGAUUUCUCGUGCACACAACUGGACGUCUCAAAGUCAUCUUUAUCUACACUUAAUCUGAGCAAUGUUUCUCCUGAUCACCUAUGUUCUGCAGGACCGAAUACAACGUGUAGUUCCUACAUUUUUCAGCAAUCAAUGAAUACCAUUGUAAAAGAGUGGAACCUAAUUUGUGACAGGCGCUGGAUUGUGGCAUUGAUAACAUCAUUACAGAUGGUUGGCUAUCUUGUCGGAUCGAUUAUUGCAGGACUGAUGGCCGACAGUCUUGGAAGGAAGGCAACAAUAAUGUCAGGAAUCGCUUCAUUGACUUUUGUCAGUUUUGUCGGCUUUUUCGCUCAGUCAUGGAAAAUGUAUGCAGCUAUCCGUUUUUUCAUCGGUAUAGGAGCAGGACUCUCGUAUACUGUUCAGUUUACAUACAUGAUAGAAUUCGUACCCACAAAAUGGCGACCACUAGUAGUUUGUUUCCCUUCAGAACCGAUUGCAGCCAUGUUAUUAGCGUUUGUUUCAUGGUGGUUGCAUGACUGGAGGAGUUUACAUCUUUUAAAGACGAUAGUUGGUGUAUUAUUUUUCAUAAUGAUUUGGUUCUUCCCAGAAAGUUUUAGAUGGCUAGGUGCUAAGAUGAAAUUGAAGCGAGCGAAAAAAUCAAUCGAAUUUAUUGCAAAAGUAAACAGAAGAAAAUAUCCUGACCUAGAAGAAGUAUUUAAUAGAGCAAAAGUAGAAGCAGUUUCAAAUAUCACAAUUAAUUCUAAUUUCACAAACUUACUGACUUCAAAAGAGUUGCGAAAUGUGACCCUCCCUUUAAGUAUAGUAGGGUUCUCUGCGUGCCUUUCCUGGUACUGUCUGUCACUUGGAAUGGAGGUUGUUUCUGUUAACGUGUAUCUGACCAUAUUACUCAUGAACUUUGUUGACUUUCCCGCAGAUUUGAUGACUGCUGUUUUCAUUAGCAGAACUGAUUGA